Messenger RNA from Fibroporia radiculosa, 2127 nucleotides. RefSeq lists its product as uncharacterized. Gene Ontology annotation, molecular function: calcium ion binding; L-aspartate transmembrane transporter activity; L-glutamate transmembrane transporter activity. Bases 1 to 2127 code for a protein of 708 amino acids. Gene Ontology annotation, biological process: L-glutamate transmembrane transport; aspartate transmembrane transport; malate-aspartate shuttle. The record is from RefSeq and is a predicted model, not a curated record. NCBI's taxonomy places the organism in Eukaryota, Fungi, Basidiomycota, Agaricomycetes, Polyporales, Fibroporiaceae. The transcript has 19 exons.
AUGUUUCCGCUCUCCCUGCCACCCAUCUUCCCUACGGCCUACUGCGAUGCGGAUCAGCCCGCUCCGACGCCUGCGCGCGCCGUAUCGGCCCUGCGACACAUCAAGAGCGCAGUGGGCGUGCCAGAGACUGAGAUGAAGCGGUGGCGGCGCACGUUCGACGGGAAUGCAACGACCGUCGUAGAUGGACAAAAGUUUCUGAACAGCGAACAGUUCGUGAACGCGAUCGCGCCGUCGGGCGACAUGAUGAAGAUCGGGCGUGCGCAGUAUGCGAUUCUCUUCCGCGUCGCGGACGCGAGCAAGCGCGGGCUGGUGUCGUGGGAGGACUUUGUCGUGUUCGAGACGCUGCUGAAGCGCCCCGACGCGGACUACUGGAUAGCGUUCCAAUAUUUCGACGUAGACGACUCGGGUACUAUCACAUACGACGAGUUCCAGAAUGUAUUCAAGGCGAACGUUGGCCCCGACGCGAUUCCCUUCGACUUUGACUGCGACUGGGUGAAGCUGUACCUUGGGACUAAGAACGGCCACCAUGUCCUUGGAUACAAUGAGUUCACGCAGUUGAUGAAGGGCCUCCAGGGCGAGCGCCUACGCCAGGCGUUCAGAUAUCUAGACAAGGACCAAGAUGGUUUCAUUAGACCGGAACAGUUCAAGAGGAUUAUCCUAGAAAUUGCUGGACAUAAACUAUCUGAUGCAGUCAUAGAAAGGCUUCCGACUCUCACUGUUAUCUCCCCCGGUGGGCGGAUAUCGUACUCCGAAGUAGUGGCGUUUCAUAACACGGUUAGAGAGAUGGACAUUAUUGAGCGAAUAAUUCGAGAAGCCAUCGCUAAAUCAAAAGAUGGUCGUAUCGACCAGUCGGACUUCCUCAACCAUUGCGAGACCAGUACAAGGUAUUCCCUCUUUACGCCCAUGGAGGCGUCUAUCAUAUUCCAUUUCGCGGGGCGCGGAAAUGCUUCGCAGCGCCUCUCGCUGAUGGACUUCGCGUCCCUGCUUGAUCCACGGUGGAAGGCACCCCUGGAACGGGAGGAAAAGGAGACGACAUCGGCGAAGUCCUUGCUCCAUGGGGUCGCACACUCUGUAUACAAUUUCGUUCAAGGAGGUAUGGCGGGAGCAUUUGGCGCAACGAUUGUGUACCCAAUUGAUCUUGGUAAUUGGCUCUCAGGGCCAUCGCGAUUUUUACGAGAUAUGCUGAUCUGGCCUGCUACUCGUACCGCAAAUGCCGCUAUAGACGCGCGGAGUACGGUGGUCGGCCAAUUGCUGUACAAGAACAGCUGGGAUUGCGUGCAAAAGGUCCUUCGUAAUGAAGGCCUACGUGGAUUUUAUCGGGGGCUCGGGCCGCAGCUCAUUGGCGUUGCACCGGAGAAGGCCAUCAAGCUCACAGUAAAUGACUUUGUCCGCUCACGGGCCAUGGAUCCGGAGACGGGCAGGAUCAAGUUAUUCUGGGAACUGGUGGCUGGCGGUACGGCAGGAGGCUGUCAAGUGGUGUUCACGAACCCGCUUGAAAUUGUCAAGAUUCGUUUGCAGAUUCAGGGUGAAGCCGCAAAGCUUGAAGGGGCUGCGCCCAAAGGUGCAGUUCACAUCAUCCGGCAGUUGGGGUUGCUUGGAUUGUACAAGGGCGCGAGUGCCUGCUUGCUCCGCGACAUUCCUUUCUCCGCGAUCUACUUCCCUGCGUACUCUCAUCUGAAGAAAGAUGUCUUCCGCGAAGGCUACAACGGCAAACAACUAUCAUUCAUGGAGACGCUCGCGUCUGCCGCGAUAGCAGGCAUGCCAGCUGCUUACCUUACAACGCCUGCAGAUGUUGUCAAGACGCGACUGCAGGUGGAAGCCCGCUCGGGACAGACCCACUACAAGGGCAUGGGAGAUGCGUUCGUCAAAAUCUAUCAGGAAGAAGGAUUCAAGGCGUUCUUCAAAGGAGGACCUGCACGAAUCAUUCGCAGCAGUCCCCAAUUUGGGUUCACGCUCGUCGCGUACGAGUAUCUGCACAAGUUCCUCCCGUAUCCAUUCGACGGCCAGAGCAGAGAGGUGGAGACGGCUCUCACCAGUCCUCGCGAAGACAUGGCCAAGAUUCGUGCACGGAAUGCGCUCAAGAUUUUGUUGGACGUGCACGGCGACUUUGGGCGGCGUACAACGUGA